This is a messenger RNA of Clarias gariepinus (North African catfish), 3744 nucleotides long. It is a transcript of the gene b4galt4, whose product is annotated as UDP-Gal:betaGlcNAc beta 1,4- galactosyltransferase, polypeptide 4. The transcript is spliced from 7 exons. The coding region runs from base 286 to 1347 and encodes 353 amino acids. The record is from RefSeq and is a predicted model, not a curated record. Gene Ontology annotation, biological process: carbohydrate metabolic process. NCBI's taxonomy places the organism in Eukaryota, Metazoa, Chordata, Actinopteri, Siluriformes, Clariidae. Gene Ontology annotation, molecular function: glycosyltransferase activity.
AAGUGGAUUAUAAUAUCUCCCGUACUGGGGCAGUGUCUUUUAGUCAGCGGGAUAGCACGAGCGCCAGGUAUUACCUCAGGCUGGACUCUUCAGGUUAGAUGAUGGUUUUGUUAUAAAAGUUAUUAUAAAAAAACAACACUUUGACAUGUGGAGAUCCAGAAUGCUGCACCACAGUGUCCGACAUUAAAAAAAAAAAAAAAAAAAAAAAUCCAGAUGUUCCUCCACGGGAGCUGUUUACGUGUUCGGCGUGUCCUCUCUCGCGUUCGUGCCCUCUGAGACACAGCCAUGUCGGUGUGUCCCGUCGUGUCCAGGUUCACGAGGAGGACUAAGUAUCUGCUCCUGCUUGUGCUCUGUGUCCUCGUGAUUGCGUGGAUCACGUCGAUCUCCGACGGCCGCUGGAAGACGCCCGAACUGGUGACGCCCCCGUCCCAGACGCUGGUCGAGAAGACGAGGCAGACGACGCCGAUCGGGAUGGAGGUGGAUAUGGAGAAGCAGGAUGAAGUGGAUGAGGAGCAUACGUCCAAAGAGCUCUGCCCCGAAAAUUCACCUCUGCUUCGCGGGGCCAUGAAGUUGGCAUUCGACCCGUCUCUGACUCUCGGCCAGGUGGCGGCGGAGAACGGAGGUGUGGCGCAGGGACAGUACGAUCCGAACGAGUGCAAGGCGAGGCAGAGCGUCGCUGUUCUCAUCCCGCACCGAAACCGAGAGAAACACCUGCUCUACCUGCUGCAUCACCUCCACCCGUUCCUGCAGCGGCAGCAGCUCCACUACGCCAUCUACAUCAUACACCAGGCUGGCGAUGCCAUUUUUAACAGAGCAAAGCUGCUGAACAUCGGCUAUCUUGAGGCUCUGAAGGACUUCAGCUGGGAUUGUUUCAUCUUUCACGACGUGGAUCUCAUCCCGGAAAACGAUCACAACCUGUACACCUGCGAGCAACAACCCAAACACUUAGUGGUUGGACGAAACUCCACCGGGUACAGACUGAGAUAUAAAGGUUAUUUUGGGGGCGUGUCAGCGAUGACCAAGGAUCAGUUCUCCAAAGUGAACGGUUUUCCAAACACCUACUGGGGCUGGGGAGGGGAAGAUGACGACCUCCGCAUACGGGUGCAGCUGCAGGGGUUGAAGAUCAUCCGGCCGCCCGCUGAUGUCGCUCGCUACACCAUGGUGUUUCACCAGAGAGACGCCGGUAACGAGGUCAAUAAGGACCGGAUGCGUCUGCUGGGUCAGACGCCUCAGACGUGGAGGAAGGACGGCCUGAACUCGUGCUCGUAUGAGACGCUGUCCGUGGAGCGUCCUGCGCUGUACGUUAACAUCACGGUGGACAUCGGGAUGCCGCCAAGCACACAAUGAGGACGUCCUGCGCUUGUACCUUAACAUCACCAUGGACAUCGGGACACCGGCGAGCGCACAUGCGCGCACGCACACACCCACACACACGCACCUGCUUUCUGAUACUGAGCUCGUCAUGAACGCUCAGCUCACAGAAAGGACCUUAACGAAAGUUUUGGCACCACAAUACCAACUUGUGAUGAGCUGGACGGUGCAGAGGAAGAUUCCGGGAGCGUGUGAAAGUUGAGCCGUUCUCCGUGCCUAGAGACUUUUUUUGUUUUAUUUGUUUAUCCCUUUUAUUUCUGUGAAGCUGCUUAGCGACAGCGUACACUCUUAAACAUGCUGGAUGUAAAUUGAAAAUGGUGCAUUGACAGUUUUUGUCCGUUUAUCUCCAACGAUCGAGCCGGAGGCGACGGUGCUGAGAGGACAUGAGGAAGAAACCUUGAGGAGAACCAAGCGAACCGGUUCGUCCAGGAACCGAAGGUACUCGGUGACACGGAUAUCAGUGUUUUGUUUGUGUGUGUCCGGUGUUCACGGAAACCCUGCGUUACAUUAUCACUAUUCGGUGUUUAUUUCUCAACACGCAGUUGUGGCGAUACAGUGACUGAUGAAAGAAGGAGCGAGUGCGAUGGACCGGACUGAGCUUUACAGCUGAGUCCAUCCUGCUGUUAGCACCAUGAAGGAACGACAGAGAAACGAUGCUUAGCAGAUAUCUCGACGGCUGGUUCGUUAAGCUCCGCCCCUGGUCGAUUGUGUUAUGUAGGAAUGUAAUAAAAAAAUUAAUGAAUUAAUAAAUAAAAAGCUGCCUGGAACCUGCUAGCCUGGUUCCUGUGCCGGAACUGUGCCUCGAGUCAGAGAGUUCCUGGAAGAGUUCCUGUGAUGGAAAUACACCUCAUUCCAGGAAGUGACACAGUGCCUCUGGUUGAGCACACUUUUCUCUCUCUCUCUCUCUCUCUCACUCUCACACACACACACACUGAGUUAGGUGUUUAUGAUCCACACAAACAUUCCCGUCUGGAUUCCCGCUGUAGCGCCUCUGGCUUGUUAUCCCGCGCUGUCCGCUCUGACCCCGACCUCGUUUUGAAAUUCGGAAUGACUGCAAAAAAAAAAAAAGUCCAAAUAAACGCCUGGAACCAUAUGUCUAAUCGAUUGAACCAACCUCGACUCUAAACACGUAUUUAAUACUGAACAGAUUUCCACAAUCAACCUUUCAGCCAUCAGAUGGCUUUUUAAAUCUUUUUAUUAUUCUGUAACUUGGAAAGAACUGGCCACUAGGGGCGCUCUUUACGUAGCGUUUCUGGCUCCUAUAAUCUACACUCAUGGUAAUUUAUUAAUACAGGGAUUAUCAUGAAGACGUCAGGAUGGACGACUUUGAGUUUGUGUUCAUAUUUUAGAGACGUUACAAUAUAGGAUUACGUAAAGGUUCUGGUCUAAAUGUUAAUUUAACCUGAAGUGCAACACGUAAGUGAGCGGUUUCUUUUUUCCGAGGUCUCUCUGUGUGAACAGACUGGUGUGGGCGGUUUUAUGUGCAUGAUGGGAAAGAAAUGUAGAAAUCUGAGGCACUUAAAGUACUUUAUCACAGCAGCAGUCUGGAUGUCGUCAUUUACAGAAACCUACACUACAGUUACAUGAGAGAGAGAGAGAGAGAGAGAGCGCUGUUUAAAGAAGUGAAAAUCACUGUAUAUAAUAUUUAAUAGCACAGUCCAUCGGGAACCCUGAUGUGUGAUAAUAUAUUAGACUGUUAUACAGCUUCAGGUUACGUUAGCGAGAGGUAAAGCUUCUUAGCAAAUCGAAAUGGGAUCAGUAUGGAGAUUUUUAGGGUUUUUUUUUGUUUGUUUUAAAUAAGAACAUAAUAUUGUGGAUGAUUUUAAAAAAAAAAAGAAGAAAGAGAUCUGAGUAAUCUUGUUAAUCAAUCAGUAUUUUAGGAUAAUUUUAGUGGCUGAUUUGAAACAGUUUGCUAAGCAAUUAAAAUUUGUUUUCCAAUCGUAAGAUAAAUGCAUUAACACAUCUCAGUACAGGUGUGUGUGUGAGAGGGAGAGAGAGAGACAGUGUAUUAUUUGCUGCUGAGACUCUGAAGAGACACCUUCCUGCUGUUUACAAUAUUAUAUCUUUAAUCUCAAUUUACAGCAUAAAACCAAAUUUAAACCUUUUUUUUCUGUUAUUGUUUAUUUUUGUUGAAAAGAUCAAAAAUGUCUGGGUCCAUGGCGUUUCAUUCUGUGAUUUAAUGAGUAGUGUUAUUAUUAUUAUUAUUAUUAUUAUUAUUAUUCACACUGAUCAGUUUAUUUGCUUUAAUACCUUUUUUACUGCCCGUACUUGUUGAUGAAUUUUAAUGCAGAAACAAAGCUGUGGUUUCUCUGCACUGGAAGUCUGAGUGCUGGUGGAUUUUCAGGUAAUCAAAUAAAUAAUCUCUCUAAAGAC